This is a messenger RNA of Mercurialis annua (annual mercury), 768 nucleotides long. RefSeq lists its product as uncharacterized. The record is from RefSeq and is a predicted model, not a curated record. Gene Ontology annotation, molecular function: catalytic activity. Bases 1 to 768 code for a protein of 255 amino acids. The transcript has 2 exons. Lineage: Eukaryota; Viridiplantae; Streptophyta; Magnoliopsida; Malpighiales; Euphorbiaceae.
AUGCCGUACAACUUUAACUUUGUGUCGUGGAAUUAUCGUGGCGGAUUGUCUUUUGCUCGUAAGUGUAGAUUUAUUCGUUCUUUGGUCUUAAAUCAAAAUCUAUCUCUAUUGGGUUUAAUUGAGACGAAGAAAGAACAUUUUGACGAUUUUAGUGUUCGGAUUCUAUGGCCUAAUCUGGACUUUGAGUUUUGUUUUGUUCCUUCCGUAGGUGCCUCGGGCGGUUUGCUUUGUAUCUGGAACCCGAUUAUGAUCUCCCCCACAUGUACUUUUUUAGCUAAUAGAUGGAUUAGCUUAGACUUCAUUUGGUCUAGUUUUAAUAUUAGAUUUUUCUUGGUUUAUGCGAGUAAUAUUUCCAGGGAUCGGGCUUUACUUUGGGAUGAACUGCUUCCUGAAUUCACAUCAGAUGCUCAUUGCAUUAUUGCUGGGGAUUUCAAUGAGAUUUUGACACCUUCGGAAAGACUAAAUUGCAGCAGUAUUAUGAGAUCAAAGCUGGAUAGAUGCUUCUUGUCUCCGGAUUUCUUCACCUUAUGGCCGAGAAUGCAAUUGAAAGCUCUUCCAAGGUCUUUUUCUGAUCAUGUUCCCAUCCUUUUUAAUUCGGAUUUAAUUGUGGAUUGGCGUCCAAAGCCUUUUAAAUCAAUCAAUUCUUGGUGGAGUCACAAGGAUUUUUAUGAUUUCGUGUCUAAUACUUGGUCAUCUAUUGAGAAUAGGCUGCCUUUAGCUGACUUUGUGAUCAAACUUAGGGAGCUCAGGAACGCAAUUAAAACCUAG